Colletotrichum orchidophilum is the source of this 972-nucleotide messenger RNA. RefSeq names its product GCY protein. Gene Ontology annotation, molecular function: aldose reductase (NADPH) activity. The record is from RefSeq and is a predicted model, not a curated record. The transcript is spliced from 2 exons. Gene Ontology annotation, cellular component: cytosol. Bases 1 to 972 code for a protein of 323 amino acids. Lineage: Eukaryota; Fungi; Ascomycota; Sordariomycetes; Glomerellales; Glomerellaceae.
AUGCCUCUCACAACACACUUUACGCUCAACACUGGCGCAAUGAUCCCGGCCGUGGGAUUCGGCACCUGGCAGGCCGGGCCGCACGAGGUUGAGCGUGCUGUUGAGACCGCCCUGCGCUCCGGCUACCGCCACAUCGACUGCGCCGCCAUCUACCGUAACGAGGCGGAAGUCGGCGAGGGCAUUCGCAAGAGCGGCGUGCCGCGCUCAGAGAUUUUUAUCACGGGAAAGCUGUGGAACACCAAGCACGCGCCCGGAGAUGUCGAGUCUGGAGUCGAUAAGACGCUGAAGGACUUGGGAACGGAUUACCUCGAUUUGUUUCUGAUGCAUUGGCCAGUAGCAUUUAAGCCGUCGGAAAAAUGGUUCCCCAUUGACUCCAACGGCAUCUUUGAGUUGGUCAAUAUCGACCCAGCAGAAACGUGGGCAGCCAUGGAGAAGCUGGUCCAAAAGGGCAAAGUCCGCGCCAUUGGUGUCUCCAACUUCACCAAGCAGCGCAUCGAGGACCUCCUGGCAACGACCAAGACGGUGCCCGCCGUCAACCAGAUCGAGGCGCACCCGUACCUUCAACAGCCGGACCUGCUGGACUUUUGCAAGUCAAAGGGCAUCCAGCUGGCCGCCUACUCACCUCUCGGGAAUAACCAGACGGGCGAGCCGAGGACGGUUGACGAUCCCCUCGUCGGCGCGCUGGGCAAGAACCUCGGCAUCGACGGCGGUCAGCUGCUUGCUUCUUGGGGUGUGCAGCGCGGCACUGUUGUUCUGCCCAAGAGCGUGACGCCCAGCCGGAUUGAGUCCAACUUCAAGGUUCAGGAGCUGCCGGCGGAUACGUUUGAGCAACUGAAUGGGCUAGAGAGGAACAAGAGAUUCAACUGGCAGACGAGAUGGGGCUUUGAUAUUUUCCAGGAGCUGGGAGAAGAGGAAGUCAAGCGGGUGGCACAGGAGACGGGUCCUGAGAACUUGACAAAGUUCACCAUCUAG